This is a messenger RNA of Bacillus rossius redtenbacheri, 6259 nucleotides long. It is a transcript of the gene hfw, whose product is annotated as protein halfway. Lineage: Eukaryota; Metazoa; Arthropoda; Insecta; Phasmatodea; Bacillidae. The record is from RefSeq and is a predicted model, not a curated record. Gene Ontology annotation, cellular component: extracellular matrix. The coding region runs from base 3396 to 4865 and encodes 489 amino acids. The transcript is spliced from 9 exons.
GCCUCUGACUGUCGGGAUCAGAGGUUGUCGCUGCGACCUGACCUUUGGUAGACUUUAUCUCUUAUCACAGCAGAAAGAUUGGAGCUCGCUUACGCAAAGAGACCAUCUGGUGGAGACCCUCCUCGGCAACUGUGGACGACAAGACCUACCUAAAACUAUCCCUUGUACACAUGGGAAACACUAACUUGUGUUUUGUGUGUUUGUGUAGUUAUAUGUUAUAUUAAUGAACUAUGAAUAUUCUUGUGUAGUUUUUUAAAUGCAGGAGGGGCUCCAGCGGCGAACGAAUUGGACAAUCGCAUGGGGCCUCACAUCCAUUUGGGCCCCACAUUGGCUCAUUUCAUUUUUUUUUUUGUUAAAAAUAUGGGUUUUAUUGUGAAAAAAAUUUAAUUUUUACUAACAUGCAAUUUAAAAUGCUUUGUAUAAGUAAUAAUUUCUAAGAUUUUUAGUGCCUCACAUAAUGAUAAGAUGUACCGGAAUUUGAUCGUAAGAAUUUAUGUAACCAAUCUGAGAAAAUUUUAUCAAGAGAAAAUACAAAAAAAAUUCUCGAGAUAAAUGAGUGAAACCAUUGUUGAAAUUUAAGUUCCAGAUUGACUUGAAAGAAUGUCGUUGGAAAGGUUUUUUUUUUUUUUAAUUUUCCUAGGGAGGGCCUGGGCAAUAUUAUAUACCCCCUCAGGAACCCCGGAAAAGCCCCUUGAGUGUCUUGGCAAAGCCCGCCCAUAGAGGCAUAGACACACGGCUGGCCUCAAUGUGUUUAGACAGGAGUAGAUUUUGUUACAGGCGUGGACAGGUUCUCUUAAGGCUAGAUGUGUUCUAAAUGACAAGCAAAGUGAGUUGCCUCACAUACCUGUGUGAGAUAGGAUUUUUGUUUUCAUUGGUCGCAUGCAUGCUAUUUUCAACCUGCCAAGGCUUUGGCAAUGGUCCGCAACACUAACAUUAAUCACUACUCUGCUAAAUAAAUUGUAGCUAAAUAUUAAAAUAAGACCAUAUUCUUGAAGUAUUUCAGUGUGUAAGUUAUACUUAAUGAUUGCUGUACACGAAAGCUGUGAUGUUACUAAUUUAUUUAAUGCUUAUUUAAUUGGGCUCAUGGUCCAUUUCAAAUCAAAAUGUGACUACAACACAUUAACAGAUAAAAAGGGGUGUUUGUUAAUAAAAUAGGUACAUUAUGUUUUGGCUUGCUUGUAUUUAAAUUUUAAUAAUUGGUCGUCAACUUUUAAAUGUGUGCCACCCUUAAUAACAUUAUUCAUUUUGUGUAUGAAUGAGUGUUUGUGGUUUAGAGAUUAGAGCUAAUAUUUUUUUUUUUGUGAAAGUUCCAUAUUAUUUUAAUAAUCACAUGCCGUUUUGCAGUUUCAAGCCCUAAAGAUGUGUUUAAACCUACGAACCGUUUAUUUAGUGAUAAGCGAGAUGUAAUGUAUCUUGGUUAUUAACUUGUCUCCCCUCCCCCUCCCCCCUUCUUCACAUCCACUUUUCUAACCACACCACUCUCCACAAACAGCAGGAAAAUGCCGCAAAUAGCACAUGGCUAUUGACCUUGGACUCUGUGAGGGCCUGCGCGAAACAAAGAACAGUCAAUAACGUAAAUAAAUUCCGUGUGAAAAGUGAAAGAAUUUAGUUGGAGGAUAAUUUCGGCAGACAGGUAAAGUGUAAAAGUGUUAGCGAUAUUUGUGACAAAACUUUCCACGCGGGAAGAAGAGCUUGAAAAGAUAGUAUAUAAUAUUCACAAACUAUUCUUUGUUUGAGACAUGCUAUCGUCGUAUUUUGUUUUAUUAUUUUAAUAAACUUAACAAAUAAAUGAAUAUUAUUAUUUUUGUAAAGUAUCUCGGCUGCAAUUUAUUAUAAGUUUUGCCGGUCUGUCAGCUCUGAUCCGUAAGUAAUGUUGGUAAAAUAGUUAACUAAUUUCCUGUUGCAUUAUCGUCAAAUGUCAAUAUUUAGAAAAUGUCAACACCUUGGGUUUGUGAUGUCCAUAUUGAGAACGAACAUCAUCUGUCUGUUGCCUGUUGCGUUAGUUGUCAUUGUUUACAAACUCAAAUGAAAUUUUGCUUGUGUAUGUAUGCUGUUUUUUUGUAGCAGAAAAUGAUGAAUUAUUGAAAUAUCUGUUGGUGUCCGAGCCUUUAUUUCCUUAUAUGAAAAACGCCGAUUGGGUCGUUUGAAAUAUUCUAAAUUAAAUAUAACUUCCUGUGAACUGUGUGUCUGAAGUCCCUGGUCUUUUUCUUUAAAUACGUUUCACAUUGUUUGCAAAUAUUUUAGGACAGUAGUUCCUCUAAUGUUAAACGGUAUUUUACUUCCAUGUCGUUAGCCUUGCACACUUUCUGUUGAGGUCAAAGUUAAAAAUUCGUUUUUAAGUUAGGUUAUGUUUUACUGAAAAAUUUGGUUCGUGAUUUGGUUCAAUUCAUAUCCCAUUUAACAUGGGUCUUGAUUUUGGUAGAGUAUGGAAAAUGGUGAACUUGGUACCCUAUUAAAAAACUUUUCUAGCUGUUUGUAGUUGGCUAUGUAUCAAACAUGAUAGCUUGAAAUAUGUUGCAAGCUUCUCAGAUCUAUUAUUUUGGUAAUUUCCUAGACGUGGAUUAUUUGGAGAAAUAAAAAAAUCUGAAAUAUUUUUAAUCUUCUAAUAUUCCUUUACUAUAGGUAUAGUAAAAAUGUGUGUUUUUAUUAUUUUUUUUAUUACUGUAUAAACAAUUCCAAUAAUGCAAUGCUGCAUUUAUAGAACCUUUUAAUAAUUAAAACACCUAAAAGAUAAUUUCCAAAAUUUUUUCAACACUUUGAUUGGUUUAGUAUGGCAGUCACUUAAAUUUUAUUUGUAUCAAUAGUCAAAAUUGUUUAAACUGGAAUCAUCCAUUUACUACAAUCUGUCAUAUCAUUCAAGACUUAAUAGUGUACAAAUAGUUAAUUCUUUGUUAAGUUUUGAUUCAGAAGCUUUCUUUAUUUGCUUGUUUCCCAUUCAUGAUGACACACUGAUUAGGUAUGAAUAAUAUAGCUAUUUUACAUAUUUCGGAAUUAAAAACUCAUGCUAAUUCACUAAAUGUUGUGCAUGCCUCCAAUACAACUGUAGGCCAGAUUAAUUUCAAGGGGUUUUCAUUUAAAAUAAUUAUAAAAAAAAUAAUAAUUUGUGACUGUUAUUGUAACCAAAUACAAUUAUAAGUUUAUAAUAAAUAUAUAAUAUCAGUCUUAGUUUAAAAGUUAAAACCGAUAUGGUAAAUGCAGACAUUUUUAAUGCAAGAACUGGAUUUAAUGUGGUUGUUUGGGGGCAUAACUAACGCCCACAUAUAUAUCUGUGCUGAAGUUCGCUCUAUCCGCUGGCUCUAUCCGGCCGCCCGGGUGCGUCAUACUGCAGCGCACUUGGAACAACAACGGCCUAAGUCAUUUCACGCAAGCUGUCGUGCGGAUGACAUUCGGGAGCCAUGCGCAAACACACAAAGGGAGUGUGCGUGAGCGAGGCGGCGGCGGUGGUGGUGUUGGCGAGCCUGCUGACCACCGUGGUUGCAGCUGAAGGGGAGAACUUGACCCGCCCGUGUGUCCACUACGGUCCCGAGGACUGCCUGCCUCUCCCGGAGGUGGGCUGCCGCACCAUGGAGCUCCCGGAUGGGGACCACGCCCUCCUCUGCUGCAACAUGCGCUCCAGGUUCAUCCUGAAGGAGAGGGUGUCGACCAUUCUCCUCGCAGACAAGAACAUAACUGCGCUUCACAUUCGAAACCUGUCCCUGGAGACGUUGGACAUAACCUUCCUGAAAAACCAGUCGCUGGUGUCGCUGGCGAUAACGGACAGCAGCGGCCUGGGCAGGCUGACGGGCCAGCUGGGGCUGGACUCCCUGGCCUGCCUGAACCUCUCCAGCAACGCGCUGGCCACCGUCGAGCCGGGCAUGCUGCUGGGGCUCCUCUCGCUCGGGUUCCUGGACCUGUCCAGCAACAGCCUGAGCCGGCUGCCCUACAUGCCCGAGACCAACGGCACGCUGGGGGUGGACAUGUUCGACAAUGACGACGUGGUGUGCCAUCACGUGAAGGAGAAGAUGGAGCAGAGCAACAACCUGCAGUUCCAGCGGCGGGGGGAGACCAAGUGCUCCGCAGAGCGCUACUUCAACUGGUUCAACUCCACCGACCACCUGUCGCUCACCACCAUCGAGCUCAUCGGCAGGCUGGAGCAGACGUGCCCGCGGGGGGACAGCUACAACUGCAGCUGCAAGUUCGCCCGCUUGGUGACCAUGGAGAACCAGAUGAACCAGCUGGCCCACUUACUCGUGGAGGUGGACUGCUCCGGUCGGAACCUCACCCAGCUGCCGGAAUCCCUGCCCUCCAACACCGAGGUCAUCAACAUCACCAACAACCACGUGACGAGUCUGGCGCCUUUGGUGAGCAAUCCAGCAUACAAGGAAGUGCGUAUCUUUAUAGCAGACAACAACAACAUCUCCUCAAUCAUGGACCUGGAAGGGUCCAACUUCAUUAACAGUUUCGACAUCCUUGGACUGAAGCGCAAUAACCUCAAGACGUUGCCAACUUACAUCCUGUCGAACUCUUUUGACCGUGUUAAUGAGAAAAAACUCAACCUUGGCUAUAACAAGUUCCACUGUGACUGCACCACGGCACAGAUUGUGAAGAUGUGGUUGGUUGCCAACAAGAAGUAUAUUCCUGAUGUCAACGAUAUCCAGUGUGAAGACGGCGGGAAGGUGAUAGACCUGGAUCGCAGCGUGGUCUGUGCAACGCAGCGCAAGUGGACAGACUACAUAUACUACAUAAUUGCAGCCCAGGUUGUGUUGUUGGUCUUCUUGAUCGGCAAGUUUCUCUACGACUACUGGGUGUUCAAGUCCACCGGAUAUCUGCCUUGGAUUGCGUCCAAGAUGCCCAAAAUGCCAUGCGACUGGGUUUUCGAAACAUGACCCCACUCUGAGUAGGAGUGUACCUCGGAGCUCUGUGCCAUAUAUCAUCACGUUUGUUCGUGUGAUCUGCCAAGUUGUUAACUUUGUGGGUGAAAAUUUUAAAUUGCUUGCUACCUUCCAUUGUAUAGCAAUACCAUUACCUGCAGUUAAACCUAAUCUUGCAAUUUUUUAUUGCACGCUAUUAGGCCUGUGAGAGUACUAGUUUUUGAAUGUGGAGCGAAUAUCAAAUUAUAUAUUUAAAAUAUUCUAGAAGUUGAAUCAAUUUGCGGAUAUUGCUCUCGGCAAAGCUUUUUACACCUAUUUUAAAAAUGCAGGAUUGAAGUAAAAAAAAAAAUUAAAAUUGUUUUUACAUUUGUGAUGUUUGAACUGAUUAAGUGAUUAACCAAUUGGGCCCGAUAUAUAACAUCAUUCAAUAAAAAUUAUAAUAUAAACAUGCAUAAUAUUGAUAAUGAGCAUUCUUAAAAGCAACAGAGUGCCUUGUUUUUAUAACACUAAAAGAACUAAAUACUAUAAUGAGGUUAGGUUUUAUUGUUCUAAAGCUUUGCAACAAACGCAAAGCUUUGCAUCACAACUGAAGCUUCAAAUUAAUCUAAUAGCAAAUUUCUUGCCGAAGUCAAAUAAAAUGAUGAAAAGAGCUUUGAUUGAUUCACUUAGUCAAAGCUUUGCACAGGUCUACAUGCCAUUAUCUUCAUCUGUUCGCACGUCUACAAUGUACCUAAAUACAAAACAAAAGUUAUAAGAAUACCAGAGGCACUGAGAUUACACAAGCAAAUGUGAAAAACUUCUGUGCAGUCUGCAUAGUGAACAAUUGUAAGCGAAUGAAUCUCUGUAGUUUUUUUUAUGAAGUAAAUUUUAUCCCACUAUGCAUUAGCGUAUCUUGCCAGUACAUGUAUGUCAAACAUGCAUUUUAUGUUUUGGUGUGCAUUUUUUUUUAAUGCCACUGCAUUAAGUCUCCAUGUAUAUAAUUAAAAUAGUGGAUUAAUUGGUGUUGAAAGUACAAUGUUAGUACUGUUGUAAUUGUGUAAAUAUAUAGUAACACUUUUGUAGUUUUGGUAAAUGAGAGGUUGAUGUGCUUCCGAAGAGAAUAUCAAAAAUAUAUUUUUAGAAUAUUGUUAUGAAUAUGAGAGUUUUGUACAAAUACUAAAUAGAAAUAAUGAUUUAAGUUUACGAAUGUAAUUUUUUUAUUCAAAACAGCCGAAAAGGAAUGUGAAGACUAGCCAUUACUGGAUCUCAGUGUUUUGAUAAAAAGUGUUUAUUAAUUAACUAUACAUUUUCAGAUGCCUUUCAAGCAGGAAUAUAGAUAAUUUUUCUAUAUUUUUUUUAUAAAUGUGAUAUUAAAACUUGUGUGGUUCUACAUAUUAGCAUUGACUUAGCAUAGUAACAACAUUACAAAA